AUGCAUAUAAAAUGCAUGGUGUUAGAAGGGUUCAAAUCAUAUGGAAAAAGAAUCGAAAUAAAUGGUUUUGACACGCAGUUUAAUGCGAUCACAGGAUUUAAUGGUACUGGGAAAUCAAACAUUUUGGAUGCAAUAUGCUUUGUUUUGGGUAUUUCAAAUCUUGGCCAGGUGCGAGCAGCAUCAUUACAAGAUUUAGUUUACAAAUCUGGUCAAGCAGGCAUUAAGAAAGCUAGUGUUACAAUAACAUUCGACAAUCGUGAUAGAAAUUCUUCUCCAAUGGGAUAUGAACAUCAUGAAGAAAUAACAGUCACAAGACAAGUUGUGAUUGGUGGUAAAAACAAAUAUUUGAUCAAUGGAUCUAAUGUACCAAACAAACGUGUGCAGGACAUGUUUUGUUCUGUUCAAUUGAAUGUAAAUAAUCCACACUUUUUGAUUAUGCAAGGAAGAAUUACUAAAGUUCUUAACAUGAAACCUUUAGAAAUUUUGUCUAUGAUAGAAGAAGCUGCAGGCACACGAAUGUAUGAAAAUAAGAAGGAGGCUGCUUUGAAAACUAUAGAGAAGAAAGACAGUAAAUUGAAAGAAAUAAAUGAUAUUUUAAAAGAAGAGAUAGGUCCAAGACUAGCAAAACUCAAAGAAGAAAAAAUGCAGUAUGUGGAAUUUCAACGUAUAGAAAGAGAACUGGAACACUGUAAAAGAAUUUGCCUUGCUUGGAAGUAUGUCAAAGCUAUAAAUGAAAAUCAAAAAGCAGAAGAAAAUGUACAAGCUGUUAAAGAUAAAAUAAAUGAAAAAACAGAAACCAUUACUAACGGUGAAAAAGAACUUGAAAAUAUAGACAUAGAAUAUGACGAAAUUGUCAAACAAAGAGAUGCAGAAGCAGGAGGUCAAUUACAAUCUUUACAGACAGAUUUAAAAAAUGUAGAAAAGAAGCAGUACAAGUUAUCAGCUGAAGUUAAUAGUAGUAAAGAAAACAUUAAAGCUGCUAUAAAAGGUAUUGAACAGUUAAAGACUAACAUAAAAGACGAUGAAAAUGUUUGCACAUCAAAACAAUUAGAAUAUGCUAAAGUCGAAGGACUUUUUAAGCAAUUAAAAGAGAUGGAUGAACAAGAUUCUAAUGCUGUACUGGUUGCACAAGAGAAGUAUCAAAAAAUAAUGUCUGGUUUAUUGGAGAGCCAAGAUGGUGAAAAUGCAACAUUGGAACAACAAUUGAUAACAGCUAAACAGACAGCAACGGAGGCACAAACGCAACGUAAACAGUGUGAAAUGACAUUGAACCACAAUAAAGAACAACUAAAAAUAAAAAAGAAAGACCUGAAAAACACUGGAGAUGAGUAUAAAAAAUAUACUAAAGAUCUUGAGAAUAAAGAGAAAGAUGUAAAAAAUUUUGAAAAUGAGCUGAAGAAACUGAAUUAUGAAGAUGGAACUAUAGAACAAUUAAAGCAGCAACGGCAUGUGCUAAAAAAUGAAAUAAGAGCAUUAGACGAAAAAGUGGAUCAUUUUGAAUCCAGAUAUCCUCAAAUUAGGUUCGAGUAUCAAAAGCCUGAAGCAAAUUUCAACACAAACUCCGUGAAAGGAGUUGUAUGCAAAUUAGUAACAGUUAAGGAUAACAGAGCAGCAUAUGCCUUAGACAUUGCUGCAGGAGGCAAACUGUAUAAUGUAAUAGUAGAUACGGAAAAAACAAGUAAACAGUUACUUCAACGAGGACAGCUACAACAACGCGUUACUAUUAUUCCUUUGAAUAAAGUAAAUGGUAGAGCAAUGGAUAAUCAAAUGAUUCAUUUGGCACAAAAGAUAGGUGGUGUGGAGAAUGUACAUCUGGCGUUGUCACUGAUAGAUUUUCCAGAAGAAACUCGAUCAGCUAUGACAUGGAUUUUCGGACAAAUCUUUGUUUGUAAAGAUAUUGAAACUGCUAAAAAGAUUGCGUUUCAUGACAACAUCAGGAAAAAGUGUGUUACCUUAGAAGGGGAUGUUGUCGAUCCAGCUGGUACUUUGUCUGGUGGUGCACCAUCAAAGUCUGGAUCUGUUUUGUUAAAGUUAGAAGAAUUGAAAGCUAUUCAGAAUGAAUUAAACAUUAAACAACAAACGCUCCAAAAGAUUGAGGCCACUUUGGCGAGUCUGGCGAAGGUUGCGGAAAGGUAUAUGUCGUUGAAACAAAAGUUGGAUUUGCAAAAUUAUGAAAUCGGUUUGAUGAAACAAAAGUUAGAACAAACAGUCUAUUAUAAAAUGAAAGAAGAGAUUGAUGAAUUAGAGAAAAGCAUUGAAGAACUUUUACAGAAGAUGGCAACGGCAGAGGAAAAUGAGAAAGUGAAUACUAAACGUGCCGAAGAAUUGGAGCAUCUGUUAAAGGACUCAACGAAUAUUCGUGAGAAACAAUUGAAAGACGCAAAACAGGAACUGGAAAAUCUAAAGAAGAAGGCUGAAACUAGUCGCAAAGAAUGGCAAAAACGGGAACAAAAGGCAAAAACACUUGAACUAGAAAUUAAAGAAUUACAAAAAAGUAUUGACACUGGAAAAGAACAGUUAUUGACGUCAGAAAAAAAAUUGAAUUCACAACAAGAAGAAACAAAUAAAUUAGAAGAAGAAUUAAGUGAAACACAGGCUAACGUGAAGCAGUUGCAAUGCGAAGUAAAAAAACAGAACGACAUUAUUAACAAGCAAGACGUUCAUAUGCGAAAACUUUUAGCAAGAAAAGAAGAUAUUAUAAAACAAAACAAAGACGCAGAGUUAGAUAUUAAAAAACUGAACCAUGAAAUUAAUUCAAUUAAAAAGUGUGCCACAGAUUGUAAACAGAAGGUUUCCGAACUUCUACGCAAAUAUGAUUGGAUUGAACAAGAUAAGAUUUACUUUGGAAAAGCAGGUGGUAUUUAUGAUUUUGAAGUUAAUAAGCCUGAUGAAAUGGAAGCUAAAGUGCAUAGACUACAAACAUUACGUGAAAAAUUAAGUCGGAGCAUUAAUACACGUGCCAUCAGUCUGUUUGAUAAAGAAGAAGAACAAUAUCAUGAAAUGAUGAAAAAAAAGAAAAUAGUUGAAAAUGAUAAAAGAAAAAUAUUAGAAACAAUUAAACAUUUGGACGAAAAGAAGAAAGAAACAUUACUUAAAGCUUGGGAACAAGUAAAUAAAGAUUUUGGGUCGAUAUUCAGUAGUUUGUUACCAGGAGCUGAUGCAAAAUUACAACCCCCUGAAAAUCAAACAGUCACCGAGGGUUUAGAAGUGAAGAUUGCAUUUUCCGGCAUUUGGAAAGAAUCACUAGGCGAAUUGUCUGGAGGACAGAGGUCUUUAGUAGCUUUAUCUUUAAUUUUAGCUAUGCUUUUGUUUAAACCGGCGCCACUUUAUAUUUUGGACGAAGUUGAUGCCGCUUUGGAUCUUUCGCAUACAGAGAAUAUUGGUAUCAUGUUAAAACGGCAUUUUAAACAUUCACAAUUUAUUGUUGUAUCACUGAAAGAUGGAAUGUUCAACAAUGCUAAUGUAAUAUAUACAACUAGAUUUGUCGAUGGAAUGUCAACAAUAUCUAGAAGUGAAAGAGUAAGAAAUAGGUAA
This is a messenger RNA of Dufourea novaeangliae, 3534 nucleotides long. It is a transcript of the gene SMC2, whose product is annotated as structural maintenance of chromosomes protein 2. Gene Ontology annotation, cellular component: chromosome. NCBI's taxonomy places the organism in Eukaryota, Metazoa, Arthropoda, Insecta, Hymenoptera, Halictidae. The coding region runs from base 1 to 3534 and encodes 1177 amino acids. Gene Ontology annotation, molecular function: ATP hydrolysis activity; protein binding; ATP binding. Gene Ontology annotation, biological process: chromosome organization. The record is from RefSeq and is a predicted model, not a curated record. The transcript is spliced from 8 exons.